This is a messenger RNA of Cebus imitator (Panamanian white-faced capuchin), 1505 nucleotides long. RefSeq names its product centrosomal protein 72 (gene CEP72). Gene Ontology annotation, cellular component: centriolar satellite. The annotation marks the transcript as partial. The transcript has 9 exons. Gene Ontology annotation, biological process: regulation of protein localization to centrosome; centriole replication; spindle organization. Gene Ontology annotation, molecular function: protein binding. The record is from RefSeq and is a predicted model, not a curated record. NCBI's taxonomy places the organism in Eukaryota, Metazoa, Chordata, Mammalia, Primates, Cebidae.
CCACCGCGCAGGCGCCCUGGUGAGCGCUCCGUUUGAAACAUGGCGCGGGCUGUCCCGCGGCUGGUGCUGAGUGAGGAAGCGAUCCGGUCGAAGAGCGGCCUGGGGCCUCACCGCAACCUGGCUGAGCUUCGGUCAUUGUCUAUUCCUGGAACCUACCAGGAGAAGAUCACCCACCUGGGACAUUCUCUGAUGAGUUUAACAGGUCUGAAAUCUCUCGAUCUGUCACGCAACUGCUUGGUUAGUCUGGAGGGUAUUCAGUACCUGACUGCGCUGCAGAGUCUCAAUCUCUACUACAACUGCAUCUCGUCGCUAGCAGAAGUGUUUCGGCUCCACUCCCUGACCGAGCUUGUGGACGUGGACUUGCGGCUGAACCCCGUGGUGAAGGCCGAGUCUGACUACCGCCUUUUUGUUGUGCACCUGCUCCCCAGGCUCCGGCAGCUGGACGAUCGCCCCGUGAGAGAGAGUGAGCGGAAGGCUUCACAGCUGCGUUUUGCAUCAGAGGACUCACUGGACUCAAAGGAGAACAUCCCAGCUGCUUUGAAAGUGGGCAGACCACACCACCCCAGAGCCAGGUGCACCGAGGCCUCAGCCAAGCAGAGCCUGGUCAUGGACGCGGACGACGAGGCGGUCCUGAACCUCAUUGCAGAGUGCGAGUGGGACCUCGGCAGGCCUCCCGCGAGCAUGAGCUCCAGCCAGAAGGAGCGCGAGGCCUACUCUUGUGGUUCCCAAGACUCUGUGGAUACUGAGGACUCGGCCUCUUCUCAGAAGUUGGAUUUGUCAGCAGAAAUGGCGCCCAGUCCACUGCCUGCCCCCGGAAUGUACAGGAAGCAAAGAAUGCCUGGUGGAAGAUUCCAGGCGUUUUCAGAACAGAAGUGUCUGGGCUGCCUGGAGGGGACUCAUGGGUCCUGCGAGCCCGAGGAGAGCCUGAGCAGACAGAACAGCUCAGAAGGCAGGAGUGGGAGGACCUUAUCUCAGCCGGAGGCCUUGGAGACUGAGGAGCAGAGGUCUGGGGGCGUGAACGAUGCUGGAGAGGUAAGGGGAGGGCUGGGGAAGUCGGAAUCGGGCAUCUUGGCUGGCUUAGCCGUCGAUGACCCUGUUGUCCUGUCGGUCAUCCAGACCUCACUCACCCAGGUCCUGUCCUGUCAUCCAGACCUCACUCAGGCAGGUCCUACCUCACUCAGGCAGGUCCUGUCAGUCAUCCAGAACUCACUCACCCAGGUCCUGUCCUGUCCUGUCAUCCAGACCUCACUCACCCAGGUCCUGUCGGUCAUCCAGACCUCACUCACCCAGGACCUGUCAGUCAUCCAGACCUCACUCACCCAGGUCCCGUCAGUCAUCCAGACCUCACUCACUCAGGUCCCGUCAGUCAUCCAGACCUCACUCACCCAGGUCCUGUCCUGUCCUGUCAUCCAGACCUCACUCACCCAGGUCCUGUCCUGUCCUGUCAUCCAGACCUCACUCACCCAGGUCCUGUCAGUCAUCCAGACCUCACUCACCCAGGUCCU